AAAUAUGAAGUUAAAAGGUGAUUUUUAGUGUCAAGUCGUGGAUUAUAUGAUGGUGUCUAUUAAAUAGCUUUGAUCUAUUAUAUAUGUGUAAAAAAUAAAUUCCACAGUCGCCAUUAGUACUACCACAGCCUUCACCUACUAGAUUAAUACGAGCUGCUCUCUCUCUCUCUCUCUCUCUCUCUCUCUCUCUUCAACGUACCGAUCUCUCUCACACGAAACUCCAAAGUCGAGAUCUCAGAAUCCUAAUCUGUCAAAAAAAAUAAAGAUAUAUGCCAAAGGCAUCUCCUUCCUAGAAAACAUAAAACAGAAAACAUGAUUCUGGGAGCCUAGUACCUAGGAGCAACAAGGGUUCCAUGAACCGAACAGCAUAAGCCAGCAACAAGAGCAUUCACGGGGUAAGCUAGGGAAUGGAAGAGGCACUACUAUUGGCAAGGAGGGAAGAGAGGGUAACAUCAACAUGGGGUGCCUUAACGGAGGAGCUAAAGAGGGUGAGCUACAUGGCAGCACCGAUGGUGGUGGUUACAUUGUCUCAGUUUCUUCUGCAGGUUGUAUCGGUGAUGAUGGUCGGACAUCUCGGUCAACUCCAACUCGCCAGUGUCGCUAUUGCCAGCUCUUUUACUAACGUCACUGGCUUCAGUCUUCUUUUUGGGAUGGCUGGUGCUUUGGAAACUUUGUGUGGGCAAGCAUAUGGGGCAGAGCAGUACCAGAAGCUUGGGAUAUAUACUUACUGUUCAAUAUUCUGUCUUACUUUAGUUUGUCUGCCUGUCUCUGUCCUCUGGAUAUUCAUGGACAAACUAUUAACUCUGCUAGGCCAAGACGCUUCAAUCUCACUUGAAGCUGGAAAAUACUCAAUUUACAUCAUCCCUGCUCUAUUUGGGUAUGCUAUCCUCCAAUCAUUGGUCCGGUACUUCCAAUCUCAAGGCUUGAUCCUUCCAAUGCUCUUUAGCUCAUGUGCCACUCUAUGUUUCCAUGUUCCUCUUUGUUGGGCUUUGAUAUUCAAGUUUGAAUUAGGAAUAACUGGAGCAUCUUUAACUAUUGCCUUAUCAUAUUGGUUGAAUGCAAUCAUGCUCGGACUCUACAUAAAGUAUUCCUCAGCCUGUGAGAAAACCUGCGCCUCGUUUUCAAAGGAUGUUUUCCUAAGCAUGAGGGAGUUCUUUUGCCUUGCUAUCCCCUCUGCUGUGAUGGCUUGUCUUGAAUGGUGGUCAUUUGAGCUGCUUGUACUACUCUCUGGGCUUCUGCCAAAUCCGAGGCUUGAAACCUCUGUUCUUUCUAUAUGCCUCACGACGAUGUCGUUGCACUACUUCAUUCCAUAUGGCGCUGGUGCUGCUGCAAGUACUCGGAUUUCAAAUGAAUUAGGAGCUGGGAAUCCAUCCACGGCACGAUUGUCUGUAAAGGCUGUGAUGUUUCUAGCAGUCAUAGAGGUAGUGAUUGUGAGCACAACACUUUUUUCGUGCCGUUCUGUUUGGGGAUAUGCUUACAGCGAUGAAAAGGAAGUUGUGGAUUAUAUCAAGGGAAUGACUCCUCUGCUUUGUCUCUCGGUUAUCAUGGAUACCUCACAAGCUAUACUUUCUGGGGUUGCUAGAGGAAGCGGGUGGCAACAUAUAGGCGCUUUUGUCAAUCUUGGGGCAUAUUACUUGGUUGGAAUACCGGUGGCUGUUGUAUUGUGUUUUGUUCUACAUUUCAGAGGGAAGGGCCUCUGGAUUGGAAUAUUGACCGGUUCUACUGUACAAGCAAUAUUGCUUGCUUUCGUAACAGCCUUCACAAAUUGGCAAAAACAGGCUACCAAGGCGAGGGAGAGGAUAUUUCAGGGAACAAUAUCUGCAGAGAAUUGUUUAGCUUGAAUGAUGCACAUGCCAUAAUAGCAGACACAACAUUAAAUCCUUUAACAUUUUGGAAA
This is a messenger RNA of Alnus glutinosa, 1897 nucleotides long. Its product is annotated as protein DETOXIFICATION 8-like. Gene Ontology annotation, biological process: xenobiotic detoxification by transmembrane export across the plasma membrane. The record is from RefSeq and is a predicted model, not a curated record. The coding region runs from base 408 to 1841 and encodes 477 amino acids. Lineage: Eukaryota; Viridiplantae; Streptophyta; Magnoliopsida; Fagales; Betulaceae. The transcript is spliced from 7 exons. Gene Ontology annotation, cellular component: membrane. Gene Ontology annotation, molecular function: antiporter activity; xenobiotic transmembrane transporter activity.